GUUUGAGGUCACAGGAAGCAUCCAUGUUGAAAUUUUGGUGACAAAAUUUAGGACCUCAUUUAAACAAUCUAAUAAAUGUCUGUUUUCGUCAGUAUUAUUUUCGUAUUCUCAUAGGUUUUGGAGCUUUUCGAGGGGUUUUGAGUAGUUCUAUAAAAUUCCCGCUAAAUAGAACUUUAUGCGGUGUGGUCGCUUUCUUGUCAAGUAUGACCUCAAACAAUUCGAGACGACCUAUACUUCCGAAAACACAUUCGACUCUAUCUGUUGUUAAUCACAAGAAGUCUACUUCAGGAGUUGAUUCGACUCCAUUAACAAGCGCACCGUCGUCUUCAUCGUCAUCAUUGUCUUCAUUUAGAGCAAUUGCCCCAAAAUCAAAUCAGGAUCACACAGUGAUUAUCACUCCCGAAGUGGUCAAACAAAAUGAGUCUAGUGAAGAUGUUGUUCACUAUUGUGAUAUUGAAUCAAGUAGUCAGGAUUUCAACCCUCUUAGAAACUAUCGUUCAAUAUAUGCUAAUAACGUCGUACCUCGUAGUUAUUUGAGAGUUACGCACCAACGGGUUCUUUUACCGUCUCAUACAAUUCCUCGAACUCCUAUUAACUCUGAUACGCUUCCAUCUGGACCAUCUAGUUCUGGCUUUAAUGUUAAUAAGAAAGGGAGUCUACGUCCAGUGGUUAAGUUUCUACUUCGUAUAGGUUCAGCACUUGUGCGCUCACAGUAUGAGCCAGCGGUUGGUAAAGAAGUAACUCCCCACCAGUUAUUGAGUAAUCGACGUAAACGCAGACGUGUUGAUGAGGAACCAACUCGAUUAUCUACAGAUAAAAUCAGUAUAGAAACUAUCAACAUUUCUCAUUUAGAAUGGAAACCAAAAGCGCGUCAUCCACGUUGGGAAGACAUAUGGAAUUAUUGUCAUCAUUGUCGUUGUCCCUAUGUUCCUACAUCUGCUUUAGAAUUAUUACGACAUCUAGAACGAGGUCACCAGAAACUAGUUAAUGUUAAUUCACUAGUGAUACCUAAAAAAACACGGCUUGAAAAAGUAGAUUGUAAUGAAUGCAUACUUAAUGCAGCAGAGUUAUUGGGCAAUAAACUGAUAAGCCGAUUUUAUAUCCCACUCACUGUAAAUAUCUUCGAUUCCUCUUCAAAUAUAUCACCAUAUACAUGUUUUGUCUGUGGACUAGUGAAUAAGUCUCAACGUUUACUAGAAAAUCAUUUCCAACGCGUGCAUCCACAAUUAACCCCUGGUCGUAUAGAAAAACCAACAGUUACCUUAUGUUCUAUAUGUGGCUUCCCUACACAGACUAAUUUAAUUAGACAUUCUUCUCAUCACUUGCACUCUGAUGUCUCAAUACAUGUAUCAUGUAAAAGUAAUUCGUCAAUACAUAAUAGUGCUCCAUGGUCAGGAUGUGACGCUCACGCACUAGCCUGUCUUAUGCUUUAUCCUACUAUGUAUGCUCGAUUUGGUUUACCUUUUCAUGUUGCUCAUUUUCUCUAUGCAUUAAUUCAACGUAUGUUAAUGGCUCGAAUAAAUCAAUUUGGUGGUUGGAGUGUUCAGUCUUAUACUUUAAGAUGUUGUGCAGCAAUAUCAGCCAUUUAUGGUGAACUUGUUGAUCCAGAUCAAGGUAAACCACUGAUUCAAUCAAAAAUGAGAAUUUUAGAACACAAUAACAGCUUAAAAUCUGUAUUCUCAGAAGCAUCGACUCCUUCAACUGUUUCUUUUUACAAUUCAACUCCCGCACAAAUAAGGACAUGCAAUUCUAAAAGUGCUAUACCUAUUUCCCUAUCAACUGUAUUAGUUUCAUCGUCCUUACCGAUUCAGCCAUGUUUUGCUUCAUCAUCGUCUAGUGUAAAUCUAACUAAUAUAUCAUCAGUGUGUAUUUUACCUAAUUCUUCUCCCAUUACUUCCGUUUCUGAUUUGGUAUCGAAAUCUGUGGCAGGCUCCAUAUUACCAUCUGUUUUAGUUAGUCAACCUACUACAACUCCAUCUGUUUCAGUGAAACAUACUUUGCCUUUUGAACCAAUGCCUCCUGUUUGUGUUACAAUCAGUAAACAGUCUAACCUUUUUAUGCAUGGAAAUACACAAAUCCCGGCUACAACAUCAUCAUGGUCUAUUGUAUCGUCAUCAAAUCCAACUCUUUUAUCUUUCCUCUCUUCCAACCAAUCGAAAAUUCCUAUUCAACCAAAACCUGUCAUACCAGUUUCUGUUGGUUUAGCAUCUGAUAAUUUAUUACAACAACAAUCUUUACUUACUAACAAUGGAGAUAAUACUAUUCGUGUUCAGGUGGGACCUAGUGGUCAAAUUAGGCGAUGCCUGGGAAGUCAACCGCGUAGUUUACCUCGUGUUUUGCCAAUGUUAGAAGUUCCGUGUGAACUGUGCCCUUCCAAUAUUCCAACGGAAACAAUUGUUCAAAGUUUUCACGUUAUGUCUCGUCAUAGAGUUAAAGGUUUACGACAUAUCCCAACAAUUCCUUGUCGUUUAUGUGGUCAAUUAUUUUGGACAAAGGCUGGCGUAAUCCGACACCAACAUGUUAGUUGUGGAUUUUGCGAUGAAAAAGCACUGUGUAAUUCAACUUAUUAUCUACAUGAAAUUAUUAAGCAUCCUCAACACUUCGCCUAUCGGUUGAAUAAAGAUGUGUAUAAUUGUCCACAGUGUUGUCGUGUGUUCUCGGAUAUGGUUUCAUUUAUAAUUCAUUUACAAACUGUACACUUUUUCACUGUACCAGAUGAAAUAAAUAAUAAUAUAUGCAAAUAUGGUUCUACAAGGAAUAAUAAAAUAAAUUUUAAUAAUUUAACAAUGAGUUCAAAAUUAAUUAAUCUUUCUACGUUAUAUUCAUCAUUAUCUAUGUCAACAAUAUCCGUAUCAUAUUCAUUACCGGAUAAUAUUGCUGUAUAUAUAAAGCCCGAAGAAAUACCAUGUUGGAAAUGUUCAGUUUGUAAUGCACAUUUUAUUACCAUUAAUCAUUUAGAUUUACAUAUGGCUCAAUGUGAACUCAAUUUAUCUAGUUUCUUGUUAAUCAAUGACAGUUCCUGAAACUCAGAAAAAAGAUAGUGGGCGAGGCUAGUCAUCAGUACUGGUGUCCUCUAUGUCUAUAUGCAUGUGAACGAGCAAUUUCAUUAUGGAAACACUAUUGCAGUAGUCAUAACAAGGAAUCGGAACUAAAUCACAUUUCUGCAAAAAAUAAAUUUUAUCGAAUUGUUAAACCGCAAUCAAUUGGCGCAACUAAUACUUCUACUUCAAUAACAACAACACCAACGACAUUAUCACCGUCAUCAUCCUUAAGUACAGUUGCUGCAGCAAAAAUUGUUGCCACUCCUUUAAAACAGGGUAGCCAACGCUGUGCUAUUGGUCACUUAUCCCAGUUUCAUGGGUGCGAUUUAUGUCCAGUAUUUUGUUUAACUGUUGACGAUCUCAAUACACAUAAGAAAACAGCUCAUGCUAAUGAAAUGCUGAAAGAGAAUUCAAAUAAUAAUAAUAAUAAUAAUAAUACAAAACAACUUGUUAUAUCUAACACUUCUGACUUUCUCACGACAACAUCGACAUCAGUAACGACUACUACUACAAUUAUUACUUCUACGUUAAGCAAUCAACCUAUUCGAUUGAGCAUUACUACAAGUUCACCAUCUUCAUCUUCAGCGAAAUUCAUUGAUGUUCAUGAUGAUAGUGCCAGUGGUGGUAGUGUUUGUGAUGUUAUCAAUUCAUCAACAUUAUCAAUGUCACAGCAUUCUAAUGAAUCUAGAUUGAGUUUAAAUAGAUUUGUUAAAUGGAUUACCGGUGAACAGCUUAAAUUUGGAAAGUUACUCAGUACCACAGCUAUAAAUAAUAAUACUGAGACAUCGGCUGUUACCAUGGCAACUAGCAGUUUAAAUAAUCAAAUAACUGAUCAAAUCACCAUCAUAGACGAUAAUAACGACGACGACAACAACACUGAUGAUAAACGAGAUGAGCUGAACAAAGGACUGAAUACUAUUGAACAUGAUAACGUCGGUAAUGGUGAGGAUGAGGAUGUUAUUUGUCCAAUGUGUGAAUUUCACAGUAAAUUACGAAGUGAUGUUAUGCAACACAUUAUGGAUUUCCAUUAAUCAAUACUCCAUUUAUUGUUUGUACUUAUUAAUGAUGUAUCAUCCGGUGGCUGUAUAUUUAUGCUUAUAACGGAGAAUAUCGCUGUAUGUUAAUUUUUUGAUUAACUCUUCUCUAUCUUCCUUUCAUGAUAAGCCGAUUUCCUAUAUAUAUAAUUGUACAGUCCCUUUAUUGAUGGAAUUUUGUCAUUUUUACUCGAGAGAAAACGGUGCUCUUUUCUGGAGUUUACAUUUAAUUAUGUCAUUUUUGAGUGAAGUUGUAGUAUUGUAAUGCAUAUUAUUCCGCUUGUAUUCGUUAUAUUUAUAUUUAUAUUUAUUAUUAUUAUCACUAAUGAUGGAUUGUUAGUAGUUGAUUUAUUUUUGUCAAUAUAUGUGAAUAUAUUUUAUUUUUCUAAUCAAAUUACAUGGAGUCGUAAUUUCUAUUAACUUUACAAUUGAAUUGAAUAAUCCUUGUGAAGUUAAACAUACUUAAGAUUCAUUUCCUUACCUUCUAGUUUUUUCUCUUAAAACUGUAAUGUACCAUUUCUUUUCAGGUGAUUUUAUGUUGAUUGCUUUAUGAGUCGCGGUCGUACCUGCUACUUUGACAUAGUUGUCGGGUUCUCAUAUCAUGAUGCUCUGAAAGUAACACCUCUUUUUUAAUCCACAAAUUCCCAUCGCGGGCUGUAAGACGUUAAAAAUACCUAGUUAGUAUAUCAUACAACUUCUGUGUAUUACUGGAGUCGAUUAGUUACCUCUUUGAUCACUAUGACCACACUGCGAGAUCACUAAGAU
Schistosoma curassoni is the source of this 4840-nucleotide messenger RNA. The record is from the annotation of a GenBank genome assembly. NCBI's taxonomy places the organism in Eukaryota, Metazoa, Platyhelminthes, Trematoda, Strigeidida, Schistosomatidae.